GAAGGGAAUUUGAGCUGGAUCUAACAAACCCCGUUUUGAACUCUUCUCAUCAACUCUCUCUCUCUUUCUUUCCUUUUCUCUGUCAUUCUGACAAGAUUUCCCCAUAAUCAUUUUAUAACUAAUCCUUUCUUCUUCUUUUUUUUGCCAAUAAAAAAUUCUCUUCCAAGAAGAUGCUGAUGAGAUCUGCUACUGAAAAAGAUAUAUCAAUGAAUAUUCAUAUUGAAUAUGUUAAUGGAUCUACUUCUUAAAACCAGGAUCAUACGCAAAUUAGUUUUGUUAUUUUGAAACCAGAAGAGGGUUUUUAGAUGUUAUGCAAAGCUAGUUUACGGAAUUUAAUAAUUCGAGCUGGUUAUAUAGAGAAUUUUGGUAAGCAAGGGCCUAUACAUUUCAAGGAUUUUGGAAAAGGAUUGAAUGAAAAGUUUGGAGCUUCUUCUUCAUCUUCUUAUCAAUUGAAUCGAAAAUUUAGAUCUUUUAUGAAUAUGAUGGUGGAUAAUAGCAAUUCUACGCAACCGGGAUCCGCUGUUAAGGUAUUGCCUAGAAAAGAAAAUGUUACUGAAGGUGGUUAUGCCACUGGUGGAUGGAAAAGUGAAGAUGGAAGGCUGAGCUGUGGCUAUUCGAGUUUUAGGGGAAAGAGGGCAAGCAUGGAAGACUGCUUUGACGUUAAGAUGUCCACUAUUGAUGGAAAACCAGUCUGUCUUUUUGGAAUAUUUGAUGGUCAUGGUGGUUCACGUGCCUCAGAGUUUUUAAGGGAACACUUAUUCGAGAACAUUGUGAAGCACCCCCAGUUUAUGAAGGACACCAAACUGGCAAUAAGUGAAACGUAUCAAAGAACUGAUAUGGAUUUCUUGGAUUCUGAAAGCAAUACAUAUCGGGACGAUGGUUCAACUGCCUCAGCAGCAGUUUUGGUAGGUACUCGUCUGUAUGUAGCAAACGUCGGGGACUCCCGAGCAGUAAUAUCAAAGGCUGGCAAAGCUGUAGCUCUUUCAGAAGAUCAUAAGCCAAAUCGAAGUGAUGAGCGGAAGAGAAUUGAGAACGCUGGAGGAGUGGUUAUGUGGGCAGGUACUUGGAGGGUAGGAGGCGUGUUGGCAAUGUCCCGUGCUUUCGGCAAUCGUUUACUUAAGCAGUUUGUUGUGGCGGAGCCUGAGAUUCAGGAGCAAGAGAUCGAUGAUGAAUUUGAACUCCUUGUGCUGGCUAGUGACGGACUUUGGGAUGUGGUACCAAAUGAGGAUGCUGUUUCUCUAGCAAGAACAGAAGAAGAACCUGAGGCUGCAGCUCUAAAGUUGGCGGAGACUGCUUUUUCUCGUGGAAGUGCCGACAACAUCACUUGCAUUGUGGUUAAGUUCCACCAUGGGCAAGCGAAAACUGAUUCAGCACAAGGUUAAAAGGAAAGUCGAUAUUUUUCCACGUUGGUAGCACUAUAGAAAAUCGGUGUGCAUCAUUGCCCAAGUGCAGUAUUAGCAAGUGGAAGCAGGUGCUCUGUUCAUAAGGUUUUUGUUUCCUACCUUCUUUCCCAUGCCUCUUUCUCUACCUCUCUUCUCUCUCAACUGUGGGGCUGUUCGUUUGGCUGACUGGUUUGUCUAUAUGUUAUGCAUUUGUUCCAUCUUACUUGGGUGUUGCGAAAUUUAAAUUAAAUAUUUAUGGAUGUUAUUUGCGAUAACAUUGUGAGAUAAAAAAUAGCAAUGAAAGUGACUCGGAAUUACUUGACACAACA
Molecule: messenger RNA, 1711 nt
Organism: Papaver somniferum (opium poppy)
Lineage: Eukaryota; Viridiplantae; Streptophyta; Magnoliopsida; Ranunculales; Papaveraceae
Product: probable protein phosphatase 2C 76
Exons: 9
Coding region: 306-1382 (358 amino acids)
Biological process (GO): protein dephosphorylation
Cellular component (GO): nucleus; cytosol
Molecular function (GO): cation binding; protein serine/threonine phosphatase activity
Source: RefSeq, a predicted model, not a curated record